Molecule: messenger RNA, 2060 nt
Organism: Episyrphus balteatus (marmalade hoverfly)
Lineage: Eukaryota; Metazoa; Arthropoda; Insecta; Diptera; Syrphidae
Gene: ENGase
Product: cytosolic endo-beta-N-acetylglucosaminidase
Exons: 5
Coding region: 111-2006 (631 amino acids)
Biological process (GO): protein deglycosylation
Cellular component (GO): cytoplasm
Molecular function (GO): mannosyl-glycoprotein endo-beta-N-acetylglucosaminidase activity
Source: RefSeq, a predicted model, not a curated record
AUCGUAUCGGCCUUAUGGAUAGUAUUUGUUUUGUUUAGUGAAGGUGGCUGAGUGUUUUAUAGUAGCUUUUUUUUUUUUAAGCAACCUGUUUGUUUAAAGUGAAAUUUUCAAUGAUGAUUUCAUAUUUUUUAGUUAAUACAAGUAUAGCGAUUCAAUUAAUUGAAUGGCAACUUUAUGAAAUCUGUUUAAUGUUUACGUCUAGAAUUUUGCAUUUUGCUAGUGGUAGAUAUUGCAACAGUUCCAGUGUUAAGGAGGAGGGGAAAUGUUGUGACAAAUGUGAUAAAUUGGAGGCUCGACCAAUUGUGACAAAUAAGCAGUUGUGGGAAUUUGAUAUUCGAAGCAAGGAUAUAGAUUGGCGAAAUCUGGUGGUGCCAUUAGCUCCAAGGCAGAAUGCAGUCUAUCUGGGAAGUUUGUUUCCAUAUUUGAGCAGUAGUCGCGACACAGUCAACGAAGAAAACAAAAAAGAAGUUCUUGUCUGCCAUGAUAUGAUGGGAAACUACUUGGAAGAUCGGCAUUAUCAUUCCUCUACUAAGUAUGAUGACUAUCGUUUCUUUCACUGGUCUGGAGUGGAUUAUUUUUGUUACUUCAGCCACAAGUAUAUAACUAUACCUCCUUGUGGCUGGAUUAAUGCUGCUCAUUCUCAUGGAGUUAAAGUUCUAGGCACCUAUAUAACGGAGAGCUCUCCACCACUAGAGGAGAUGUUACGGACCAAAGAAAGUAUAGAUGCAACAAUAGAAGCGCUUGUCAAACUUUGCAAACACUUUUGCUUCGAAGGUUGGCUUCUUAACAUUGAGUGUAGAGUUGCUAAACAACUGGUGGAGAAACUUUUUUAUUUUGUCGAACAGCUUCGAGCUAGAAUUAGAAGUGAAGUAGAAAAUGGCAUAGUUUUCUGGUAUGACAGUGUCAUCGAUACAGGAGAUCUCAGUUGGCAAAAUGAAAUCAAUGAUCAAAAUGUUAGAUUUUUCAAACUAAGCGAUGCAACAUUGAUAAAUUAUACAUGGAAUGAAAAGAGUUUGGUGCGAACAGCCAACGUUUUGCGAACACAUGGCGAACCAGCUACAAAAUCAUUUUUUGGAAUUGACAUAUUUGGCAGAGGUCAAGUGGCUAAAUUUCAAACCAAACAAACACUUGCUAAACUUUCAAAAACUGGCUUCUCAUAUGGAUUUUUUGCUCCAGCUUGGACUUUUGAGACCCUUAGCCAAUUUGGAUAUGAUAUCAAAAAUUCUGGGGGAAAUGAUGAAGUCAACGAAGCUUUUCUAUUGAGAAAUGACAAAUUUUGGUGGUCGUUAUGGGAGUAUAUACCGACACACCCAUACAUCAGUUUACCGUUAUAUACUGACUUUUGCGUUGGGUCGGGAAAAGCCGUUUAUAAGGAAGGACGAAAAAUCAAAAACGGCCAGUUUUUCAGUUUGUCCAAACAAUCUCUCCAACCCUCUGUACCGUUGUAUAAUUGUGUUGAACGAAACUUUGAUAACGCUUUCAAUGGUGGAUCAAGCUUAAAAGUUAUUCAAAGUGACAUAAGCUUUCGACUCUUCACAACCGACUAUCCAAUUGAUGGAACUUUAAUUUUUGCAUAUGCCUACAAAUUGCAGAAAAUCGAUGGAGAGUUAGAUUAUAUUCUCCGAUUACAAAUGGAUGAGGGUGAAGGUGAUUGUUUGGUGUUCUUGGGGGAUUAUUUUAUUUCUAAAGUUCAACCCGGUCGAUGUUAUUUAUCUGCAAUAACUGAUAAUUAUGUUGAUGCAUUGAAAACGGUUCUUGAUGAAGGUGCGGUUGAUCUUAAAAUUCCAGUUAUUGGGAACGAUGAAUGGAAAAUUCGUUAUUACGUUUUAAAUUUUGAUACAACAGUCCAUGUCAAAGAUGUUGGUGUGCUCUUUAGGAAGGCAGAACUUGCAAAAGAGUCAGCCUACUUGGGUGCUGUUUAUUUAAAUAAUAUUGAGAGUAUAACUCUGCCACAGGAUAGUAAUGCAAUGUAUCUUAAAAUUAAAGAAGACUUCUUAAUGCACUGAUAUACAUAUAUGUAUAUAAUUAUUUUUUAUCACAAAAAUGUAUUCAUAAAAUAU